This is a messenger RNA of Anthostomella pinea, 3156 nucleotides long. The record is from the annotation of a GenBank genome assembly. NCBI's taxonomy places the organism in Eukaryota, Fungi, Ascomycota, Sordariomycetes, Xylariales, Xylariaceae.
AUGAGUCCAACCGAGCAAACCGGUCCCAUGCCGGCCGAUCCAAGGCUGCUGUCGUCUUCCGUCAGUUCCCAAGGCUACCGAGACCCCACCAGGUCCUUCAUACCUGGAUCUGUCCAAGAUCAUCUCUCUCCCGUCGACAGCGCUGGCUUUGCUCGAAGUGUGCGCGAAGACACUGCAGAGCUGGCAUCCUACGUCCUAUCCGACAAGAAAGACAAGCGAAAAGCUUCUUUUCUCUCCCAACGACCGUCUUCCUCGUCACAUCAAUCCCGCGAACGGCCCAAGUUCCGGAAUGACCCAUCAACAUAUGACGAAUCACAGGUCUCCAGCGCCGACACUAUAACGGAAGUUUCGGAACCAUCGUCGCUAGACAAUGAGAUCGAGGACGCAGUCGACGACGGACCCUCCGUGCUCACGUGUAUGUUCAGGCGAUCGCCGCCCCAGACCUCCUACGGAUCGCUCGAGGGCGAGAGUCCCAUCAAUGAGCGGUCCUCCUCUUCGCAGCGCAUACCAGACAUUAUACCUCCGCAGGAAUCUCCUCCGAUCGAGAAUGGCGCACGGACUGGGUUGUCCGAGUUCACGCCCCUUCUAGGCGCGAAGUCUCCUAGGUCCGAGUCGUCGGAUACGCUGGAUGACCUUGAAAGUCAGAAGCCAAGGACAACCGGGUGGACCGCACUUCGGCAAAAAGCUGGAGACAAAGUUCGUGGACUUGCGGCUACCGCGAACCCGAAAACAUGGGAUAGAAAGACCGUAUGGGAAACAGUUAUUAUGGACCCGAUCCGCUGCCUACCAGCGGUCGUAGUCGGGCUCCUUCUCAACAUAUUAGAUGCUCUAUCAUACGGCAUGAUUCUUUUCCCACUUGGUAACCCAGUAUUUGCAAAUCUUGGGCCUGCCGGCAUCUCUAUAUUCUACGUCAGCACCAUCAUCUCCCAGUUGACGUUUUCAUUUGGCAGUAUAUUCCGAGGCGGCGUUGGGUCUGAACUUAUCGAAGUUGUCCCCUUCUUCCAUAGUAUGGCAAUGACCAUCACUUCGACAGUUGGAGAAGACAACCCAGACGCCGUCAUUGCGACGACGAUAACAUCCUUCGCCAUCAGUUCCAUGCUUACCGGGGUCGUCUUCUACCUCAUGGGUCGAUUCAGGCUGGGAUACAUUGUCGGUUUCAUCCCUCGGCAUAUUCUGAUCGGCUGCAUUGGUGGCGUGGGCUGGUUUCUCAUCGCUACGGGUUUCGAAGUCUCGGCACGCCUGGGUGAAUUUCACUACGACCUGGAGACUGGUCGACGACUGAUUCAAAAUGACACGCUACCUCUCUGGCUCAUCCCACUCGCUCUCGCCGUUUUCCUUUUUGGCCUUCAGAGGAAGGUCAGCUCGCGAUACCUCUUGCCAGUCUAUAUCCUAUGUAUCCCGAUGAUCUUCUACUUCUUUGUACUGUCGAUGGAUAGCCUAGAGCCGGCGAAUCUACGAAAGACGGGCUGGAUCUUCGAGGCCCCUGAGGCGGGCCAACCCUGGUGGUACUUCUGGACACUUUAUAAGUUUCACCUGGUUCACUGGGGAGCCAUAUUGGAGACUGUCGGUGCUAUGUUUGCCCUGACUUUCUUCAGCAUACUUCACGUUCCCAUCAAUGUUCCUGCCUUGGCCCAGAAUAUAGGCGAGGACAACCUGGAUCUGGACCGAGAGCUCAAAUUGCACGGGUACUCGAAUUUCCUAUCCGGUAUCGCGGGGAGUAUCCAAAACUACCUGGUAUUCGCCAAUACGUUAUUUUUUGUCAGGUCGGGGGGCGACAGCCGCUUGGCAGGCGUUUUGCUGGCUGCAUUGACAUUUGGCGUCAUGGUCAUUGGGCCUGUCCUCAUAGGCUUCAUUCCCGUGAUGAUGGUUGGGACCCUAAUCUUUGUCCUCGGCUUCGAGCUCUUAAUGGAUGCAUUAGUAGCCCCAAGACGGAAAUUGAAACUGGUCGAAUACUUGACGAUCGUAGUAAUUGUUUUGACGAUGGGGAUUUACGACUUUGUCGUUGGCAUCUUCGUCGGCAUCAUCCUUGCAUUCGUUUCGGCCAUUUUUCACGCAUCUCAAGUCUCGGCGGUCCGAGCUACAUAUACCGGAAACCAAGUCGGAUCAAUGGUUAGACGGAACCCCUCACAGCAUUACUACCUCCGCGAAGUCGGAGGGCAGACCUUCGUUAUCAAGCUGUCCGGCUUCCUUUUUUUCGGAACUAUCGUUGGUGUCGAGGAACAGAUUCGCACCCUUAUAUCGGAUGACAGGUUUGAGGAACACCCCAUCAGGUAUCUAAUUGUCGACCUAUGGCAUGUCACUGGUAUCGACUUCUCAGCGGCUGAGGGCUUCAAUACUAUCAGUCGCCUUCUGAGCAACAAAGGUGUCAGUCUUCUCAUCAGUGGAAAAGAUGCAGAAAGUAGGGUGGGACUCGACCUGAGGGCCGUUGGGCUUGGCUCAGAUGGUAUCGAGGUCAAGUUCAUGCCGGACUUGAACUCGGCUCUGGAAAGCUGCGAAAACGAGCAGCUGAAGACAUUCUAUGCGCGUCAAGAAGCGCUGAGGGUUACUCGACCAGCCCCGUCAAGCAAUCUCGAUGUCCCCAAUAGCGACUCUCUUACGCAAUCCCUGGAUAUGCUGUCUCAGUCUCCGCGAAGGCAUCACUUACACCAAGCAGCAAGGACCGUUCUAACACAACAAGAGAUCAGACGCACCACCAGGUGGCAAAGUAUUAGUGAACCUCUACGGCUUAUGCUUCAGGUCUUUCAUGAUGUGAGCGAGAGAAACGAGGACUUUUGGUUCCGUGCCAGGCCAUAUUUUGCCCGCAAAGAAUAUGCUGCCGGUACGGUACUGUACCAACGUGGCGAACCGGCCAAUGGUUUCUACCUCUUGGAACGAGGCGAGCUCCACGCUGAGUAUCAAACGCCCCAAGGUACACUAUUGGAGCCGAUCGUUCAAGGUACGACAUGCGGCGAGUUGCCCUUCUUCUCUGAGACAGACCGUACAGCAACAGUCCGCGCCGCUAAGAACUGUGUGGUCUGGGUCAUGGACACGGACAGCUGGGAGCGACUUCAGACCGAUGAGAAGGACGUCGCGCAGGAGUUACUAAGGGUUUCACUCAAGUUGACAACCGAACGGAUGAACGCCAUGACAAACUACAUUUCGGCGGUCGGGAAUUAA